Messenger RNA from Octopus sinensis (East Asian common octopus), 4757 nucleotides. RefSeq names its product fibrillin-2. The transcript has 36 exons. NCBI's taxonomy places the organism in Eukaryota, Metazoa, Mollusca, Cephalopoda, Octopoda, Octopodidae. Gene Ontology annotation, molecular function: calcium ion binding. The record is from RefSeq and is a predicted model, not a curated record. Bases 1 to 4557 code for a protein of 1518 amino acids.
AUGUCAGACAAGAAUGAAUGCGUUCGAAAUAAUGGUGGCUGUCAUCCUGAUGCUGAUUGUAUCAACCAAGUUGGUUCCUUCCGUUGUGUCUGUGAAGACGGAUUUAGUGGAGAUGGUUUCACCUGCACAGAUGUUGAUGAAUGCUCUCUGAAUCCGUACCUCUGUGAACAUGGUCAGUGCUUUAACUAUGAAGGAGGAUACAAAUGUGAAUGUGACAUGGGUUUUACACCUACAGACAAUGACAGAGCCUGCAUAGACAUUGAUGAAUGUGUCAUGUUUGAGAAUCUAUGUGUCAACGGAAAAUGUCAAAACGGUGUUGGAUUAUUCAACUGUAUCUGCAACCAAGGUUACCAAGUUGACCCCACAGGAGGAAACUGCACUGACAUUGAUGAGUGUAGAAUUCCUGACAAUUGUCUUUAUGGUAAUUGCAAGAAUUUAGAAGGAGGAUAUGAAUGCCAUUGUCCAUUUAACUAUGAACUUAAUCCUAGCGGAACUGGAUGUAUAGACAAACGCCUUGGAACAUGCUAUUUUGAAGUCGAACGCUACCGCCAAACUCAACAAUGCUCAACGGAAUUGUCAUACGAUUUAUCUAAAGCCACCUGCUGUUGUACUGUUGGUCAAGGAUGGGCAGAAAUUCCUUCACGUUGUGAAGCUUGUCCCUUGAAUGGAACUCUUGAACACAAAAGUUUGUGUCCGGGAGGUCCUGGCUUCCGACCAAACAUAAUCACAGUCAUUCUCGAAGAUAUUGAUGAAUGUGCCGAAAUCCAGAACGUUUGCCAAGGAGGGGAAUGCCAAAACUCUUUCGGUAGUUUCUUCUGUAAAUGUAAUUCUGGAUAUGCCUUGGAUUCUACCCUCCACACAUGCAUUGACAUUGAUGAAUGUUCUUUGAAUCCAAACUUGUGUGGUGCUGGUACCUGUUACAAUACAGAGGGUAACUACACCUGUUUCUGUCCAGAAGGACAUCUAUUAACACCAGAUCAACACUGCAUGGAUAUGCGUAAAGGAAACUGCUAUUCCACUUACUAUAAAUCAACCAGUUGGCCGCACGAUCUUAUCUGUGAAAAUGAACUGUCUGGUAAUUUGACCAAAAUGAUGUGCUGCUGUUCUGUUGCAAAGGCGUGGAAUACCCCUUGCGAACCUUGUCCAGAGAGACACACAAAGGCAUACACGGAUCUCUGCCAGGAACCAGUAUUCAUAAAGAACAUGAGUGAAUGCGAUAUGAUGCCAGGACUCUGCAUGAACGGUCGAUGCAUCAAAACAGAAGACUCAUUCCGCUGUGAGUGCAAUCCAGGUUUCAUCUAUGAACGGCUGAGCCACAUGUGUGAAGAUGAGAAUGAAUGUGAACGUCGCCGCAGUCCCUGUGUUGGCAAUGCCAAUUGUCUCAACACUAAAGGUAGCUAUGAGUGCCGCUGUCCUGUAGGGUACAAGCUGGCCCCUAAUAAACGACGGUGUCGAGACAUCAAUGAAUGCCGUGAAAAUCCCAGAAUUUGUGCAAAUGGUCGAUGCCAGAACUUGGAAGGGGGUUUCAAAUGUAAUUGUAACCCAGGUUACCACAUAAAUUCCAAACGGGAUGCUUGUAUAGAUAUCAACGAAUGUUCUUCCCGUCCAGGAAUAUGUCGCAAUGGCACAUGUAUCAAUGAAAUUGGUGGCCAUACUUGUAAAUGUAACCGUGGUUUUACAUUAACCGAUAAUUUCGACUGUUAUGAUAUGGAUGAAUGCCGACAGUUAAUAGGAAUCUGCCAAAAUGGAAGAUGCUUAAACACAUUCGGCAGUUUUACCUGUAAUUGCCAGACCGGCUACAGACUGUCCCAGGACUUCCGCAACUGUCUUGAUAUCGAUGAGUGCGCAGAAACUCCAUACGUCUGUCAUCAUGGAAGAUGUAACAACAUCGAAGGAUCUUUUGAAUGUUCCUGCUUUAAUGGUUAUAAGCUCUCUGAUACUGGCGAUGAAUGUAUUGACAUUGAUGAGUGCUUUACAGAAUCUAACAUCUGUUAUAAUGGAAACUGCAUCAAUACAGAUGGAUCGUACAUUUGUAAUUGUCCUUCUGGUUAUGUUCUUUCAAGUGACAAGAGGAAAUGUAUAGACAUGAGAGUUGGCGUCUGCUACCGUACAUUUGCUAAUGGCCAAUGUUUGAAUCCAACCCCCAUGAAUAUGACCAGAAAAGAAUGCUGUUGUAGUAAGAGUGCUGCUUGGGGCGGUACCAUUUGUAGUGUCUGUCCUACUCAGAACACAAAAGCCUUCAAACUCUUGUGUCCUUAUAUUGGUCACAUUGAAGAUCCAAAUGGCAACAGAAAAGAUAUCAAUGAGUGUAUGAUGUACCCAGACUACUGCAAGAAUGGUCGUUGUAUCAAUACUGAUGGUUCAUACCGCUGUGAGUGUAAUACCGGUUUCCAGGUGGAUGACACAAAAACCAGGUGCAUUGAUACAGACGAAUGUCGGACUGGAAAUAUUUGUGGCCGUGGAACCUGCACUAAUUUGAUUGGUCAGUUUGAAUGUUCCUGUGAGGAUGGUUAUGCUCCUGGACCUGAGGGCACUUGUGAAGAUUUGAAUGAAUGUCAAACAGAACUGAACAAAUGUGCAUUCCGAUGUGUCAACACCCCUGGAUCGUUCCGAUGCAUUUGUCCAAUUGGAUAUCGUUUGGCAGAUGAUAACAGACACUGUGUUGAUGUCGACGAAUGCCUGAUUGAUGCCAAUAAAUGUCCAUACAACUGCAAGAAUUUGGUUGGUUCCUUCCUCUGUGUCUGUCCUGAGGGAUACCGUGCCAUUGGUCAAGACGACUGCAUAGAUAUCAACGAAUGCCGUGAAGGCAAUCCAUGUGAAAACGGACGUUGCAGGAAUAUAAAUGGGGGGUACAUCUGCUCCUGCUAUCCUGGUUAUGAGCCAAGUCCUGAUAAAAAGAAAUGUCUUGAUCUCCGCGAAGGAUACUGUUACAACCAGCUUGUCCACGGUCGUUGUGUUCCUAGCCAUGAAAUUAAGAGAACUGCCCGCCACAUCUGCUGUUGUACUGGACUUGCGGCGGCUUGGGGCCCGUCCUGUGAAAGAUGCCCACCAAUUGGCUCAAACCAGUUUGCCAGAAUUUGUCCGAAUGAAAUAGGAUAUUUACCCAAUGGCACUGACAUUGAUGAAUGCGACAUUAUGAAGAAUGUCUGUAACAAUGGACGUUGUACCAACCGUAUUGGAUCCUUUACUUGUAUCUGUAAUGAAGGUUACAAAACUGAUCCAUCAGGGAAAAGCUGUAUUGAUAUCAACGAAUGCCAACAGAAGCCAUCUCCAUGCCAGAAUAUCUGCCAGAAUACAGAGGGAAGUUUCAUUUGUACUUGCCCCGUUGGUUUCGUACUAAACAUGGAUGGACGCACGUGUCGAGACAUUGACGAGUGCGCGUCUGGGCAACACAACUGUCCCUACGGCUGUAUCAAUACCAUCAGCAGCUACAAAUGUGGUUGUCCAAAGGGAUUAAAAGAAGGACCAAACGGGGAUUGCGUAGAUAUCAAUGAGUGUCUGGAAGAUAAACAUCUUUGCAUCCGAGGAGUAUGCAAAAAUACAGAGGGUAGCUUCACGUGCCAGUGUCCUCGAGGUUACGUUCUUGACAAAACUGGUACCAAGUGCGUCGAUUUGGAUGAGUGUGAACAUGGUUUCUGUGAUGAAAACUGCGAAAACAUGCCAGGAAGUUACCACUGUGAAUGUCCACCAGGUUACAGUGAACAUUAUUAUUGGAAGAGCUGCGUUGAUGUUGAUGAAUGCAUGAUGGGAACUCCAUGUGGAGAUGGAGGCUGUGUCAACAUGCCUGGCAGCUACAACUGUAACUGUAAACUUGGAGAGAACUUUGACCCCCGCCAAGGAACCUGUAUGAAUGGUUUUAACGUAUGCAACAGUGCCCCUUGCACCUUCGGCUGUUCUCCUUAUGGCAUUAAUGAUUAUGUGUGUGGCUGCCCCACAGGAUAUCAACGCAUAGGCCAAGGCCACUGUAUCUCAACAAUAUCACCUGCCAAUAUCAGUGCACCAAACAUUCCAGAAGGAAUGGAACUGCCUCAUAUACCCGGUCCACCUGAUGGCAGCCUACCACCAGGGGAAGUCUGUUAUUCAUGUAAUGUUGGAGAUAUUCCACUGAACCAACGGUCAAAGAGAAGUGCCGACAUGAACAGGUCCACAAGUGAUUUCGUGGCAACAGAACAACAUCAGACUUCGAAUGUCAGCGAUGAAAAACCAAAACCAAAACCAAGAUUGCACCAUUAUGCCGGCGCUAAAGAACAGAGUCUAUCAGUAAAGGUGAAACAGAAACAAGUGCAUCGCAACACCAAGAUUAUCAGGAUGCAACCUGCACUAAGCACACUGCGAAACAAGGUGCACUACAUUAUUGUCGACGGGGGUGACAGCGACAAGUUUGUGAUGCACGAAAAGAAUAACAUAAGCUCACUGCGACUGAAGCAAAAAGUAAAAGCUCCACAGGUUUUCAAAAUAGACAUCAAGUGUCAGCCCUUAUCAAACACUGAUGAGUUUAAUGGUGAGAAGAUAGAGCUGGAUACAUCUAUUAUACACCUCAAGAUAUAUGUUCUUUGAUCAUAGAACUGAACUGAACACACAUCCCCUUAAGCCACCCACCAAGGAAAGGCACCACAAUAAACUUCAAACGAAUACAAAACACUGCAACAAUUUUUUUUCUGUUUUUUUUUUCCGGAAGAGAACAAAAAAAAUUAUUAACAAAAAAAAAUAAAAAGACGAAAGUUUGAACAAAAAAAUACAAAAUUUUUUUUUCUUAA